UGAUGCUGUUGAUGCUGUGCGAGUGUGUGAAUAUUGCUGAGCGUGUAGAGUGGUUUCACAUCAGUUUCUCAUGUGACUAAUUUGUGUAGAAAGUGUUCAUGACACUUGGACAGUGGAACCAACAUGGCCCACAUCACGUGACCCAUAUGCGCAGGGGAGGAGUGGAGUAGGAACCAACAUGGCUGCCCUGUAUGGUCAUGUGAUAGAUGUGAAACCACUCCAUACAAGUACAAAUACAGCAAUGUGGUGGGCACUGGUUCAUUGAACCCAGUGUUGCACUGUGGGUCACAUUUCACUCAGUACAGUGCUGGCAAGUGAAAUCCAGCCCUGAGAAAACCCCAAUCGUGGGACUGUGCAACCCAAGCCCUGUGAACAGUGGACUGUGCAGUGAAAUGUGCCUCUGUUCUACUCAUCGGGUUGGAUUUCAUUUGUCAUCACUGCAUGUACAACUCCACUUGGUUCCGUGCUGUAAGAAGUGAGCAUGUGCAAGUAUUCCUUCCCUGUCUCCUUGCAACAGUCGCUAAGACAUCAGCUAUCUUCUAAUCAGCUCUCUUCUUCGAUCACACCGACUGACGCGAGGGUAGCUCGGCUGGAAGCGCCAAGCACAAGGGCUGAGAGUACCGUUUCACAGAGAAGCGAAGACGAGAGUAAGCAAACAGUGGAGGCACAGAACAAGGUAAACUGAUGCUUCUAUGCCGCUGAGUAUCUAGUCACACAUAGCUUCUGAAAAAAUAAUAUUUUGCUGCUGGCUUGCAAACAUACUGAUUGAUGUGUUUGUGAAAAUUAAUUGAUGGCCUUGAAUCCUUUUCUGCUUUUGCUAAUAUAAGUGAGCAAGGCCAAACACCACCGGCAAAUAAAUGUCAGGUGAUCUACUUACAUUGUGAAUGUCUGACCUUCAGGGUAGUAGGCAUUGCGUGAUGUCUUGUUUCUUUGCUAGCCCUCCCUCCCCCUCUCCAUGACCACCAUCCGCCAUGCAAACCAACGUCAGGUGCAAAACACGAAUGAAUCUCCUUGGUCAGCUGGUUUCCCUGUGCCCAAAGGCAGAAGGCGUCGAUUCCUUGCAGUGUCAGGAUUACAAGGCCAGCACUCUGAAGCCCAAUCGGUGGGUCUACCAUGCAACCCGUACGCGAUUUGCAUUUUGUGAUGUAUGGCAUGCAUCCUGGAGUUUUCUUUGUUUUGCUUCGGCGUACACCGUGCCCAUUAGAUUAUCACCAGUCUUGAGUCUCAGCUAACAACUGCCGCGGAAGAAAUAAGAUCUCUCAGAGAACAGUUCACAAAACGUCUCAGAAAACAACGAGCCAAAUCGGCGGAGCUUCGAACGGAGGCCGGAAUAACGAUUAUGACCUUGAGGGAGGAGAAUGUCCAUCUCACCGCGGAGAAUGAGCAACUAAAAAAUGACGUGGAGAGGCUGCGCAGCGAAAAGCAGGCAACCCGUGCCACACAGGGCCACGGUGAUGAGGACGACGACAGCGACAGCGGCGCAGGCUAUCUUGCCCUGGUCACAGAGCUCUCCAGUCAAGUGGAGCGCCUCACCACAGAGCUGAGGAAGGCGCAGAGGAAGAUCAAGAGCCUUCAGCGGCCUCCGAGAGCACCAGCUGGUUCUACGCCCCUACUCCACGGUGAUGCCAUGGAUACGAUAAAUCGGUGGGUCCGGGACGAGCCGGCAUGAUCAAAAUGGCAGUGAGCAGUACACUGAGUAACCAUGGCAACGUUCUGUCUCACUUUUAAAAACGGUGACUUAUUACCUAUAUGUAUGCAGUUGUGUAGACACUACCCUGUAGACCACAUACAGACUGAUAUGACCUCUUUCCUCGACAAACUAUUCGAUUGUUUACAGACAGACAGGUAUCUGCUUUCACUGCUGUAAUGCCUGACAUGAUAUUAUACUAUAUAAUACGGGUGUGACGCGCAGAGCCUUUUGUUGUGAUAUUGUUAUCUGCUGAUCUUCGAAAUGUAACUCUCGGCGCCAGAGCAUAUAACCUGUUUUAUUCUGUUACUGGUGCUAGUGUGGUUGGAUACAGAGACAGUUGGAACGAUGAGCUAAGUUAGAAGUGUAUGUACUGGAAGUGCACGUGCUUGUACUGUGUGCAAUACACUCAUUGGAGGUGAAAC
Messenger RNA from Sycon ciliatum, 2112 nucleotides. RefSeq lists its product as uncharacterized. Bases 1340 to 1669 code for a protein of 109 amino acids. The record is from RefSeq and is a predicted model, not a curated record. The transcript is spliced from 3 exons. NCBI's taxonomy places the organism in Eukaryota, Metazoa, Porifera, Calcarea, Leucosolenida, Sycettidae.